AUGGGGCAGCCCUUCUCACCGUUCGGGCAGCUCUCGAACAGUGAACAAUUCACACACACCCCCCAAAAAAGAAAAACGAUUAUUAUCCCACACUUCUCACUGCAGAGAGAGAGAGAGAGAGAGAGAGGUGAUAUCCAUUCUAUACAGAGCGAAACUGAAAAGCAAAGUACAGAGGUAAAAAAGUUUGCAGAGAGCUAUUGAAAGUGUUGGGAAAGUAUCAAGACUACUAAAGUACACAUUUUUACUCACACAUUCAAGAAAAAAAAAUACUCAUUUCGAUUUCUGGGGUUUCCAAGUCCAGGUUGUGUGAUGGGAUCGGUUUCUUGAGAGGAGAAAAUCAAAAAAAUCGAAGCUUUGGGGCUAAAUGAGGGAGAAUGGCAUCUGGGUUUUUGUGGGUUUUCUGUAAAUGCUGUGGAUUUCACCGUUUGGAUCUGAGGUGUUGUGGGUUUGAGCUAUAGAUACAGUUUCUUUGUGUGUAUAUGUGGGGAUGAUGAUGAGGAAGUUGAUGGGGAGAUGGAGCUUGGUUUCUCUGGUGGUUUGGUUGAUCUUGGUGGUGCAUAUUUUUGCUAAUAUGGAAGGUGAUGCCUUGCAUAGCCUUAGGACAAACUUACAAGAUCCUAAUAAUGUGCUGCAAAGCUGGGACCCGACCCUUGUCAACCCGUGCACAUGGUUUCAUGUCACCUGCAACAACGAUAACAGCGUGAUAAGAGUUGAUCUAGGAAAUGCUGCUUUGUCAGGCCAAUUGGUCCCACAACUCGGCCUAUUGAAGAAUUUGCAGUACCUUGAGUUAUACAGUAACAACAUUAGCGGGCCAGUUCCGGGUGAUCUUGGAAAUCUGACUAAUCUGGUGAGCCUGGACCUGUACUUGAACAGUUUCACGGGUCCCAUUCCUGAAUCAUUGGGGAAGCUGUCGAAACUGCGGUUCCUCCGGCUUAACAACAACAGCUUAUCGGGCCCCAUCCCUAUGUCAUUGACCAACGUCUCGGCCCUACAAGUGCUGGAUUUAUCAAAUAACCAGCUCUCAGGUGCGGUUCCGGAUAACGGCUCCUUUUCGUUGUUCACGCCUAUCAGUUUUGCAAAUAAUAUGAACCUGUGCGGCCCUGUCACUGGACGGCCAUGCCCGGGAUCUCCUCCGUUUUCUCCACCCCCUCCUUUUAUCCCGCCACCCCCUAUCUCGUUACCAGGAGGGAAUAGUGUAACGGGAGCCAUUGCUGGUGGAGUUGCCGCUGGUGCUGCUCUGCUAUUCGCUGCACCGGCAAUCGCCUUUGCCUGGUGGCGUAGGAGAAAACCACAGGAAUAUUUCUUUGAUGUACCAGCUGAGGAGGACCCCGAAGUGCAUCUCGGACAGCUCAAGAGAUUCUCUCUCCGAGAGCUGCAAGUCGCGACCGACACUUUCAGCAACAAGAAUAUUCUGGGGAGAGGCGGCUUCGGGAAGGUAUAUAAAGGACGCCUCGCGGAUGGCACUCUGGUUGCCGUUAAACGACUCAAGGAGGAGAGGACACCUGGCGGAGAGCUUCAGUUUCAAACAGAGGUCGAGAUGAUAAGUAUGGCCGUGCACCGUAACCUUCUUAGACUCCGUGGCUUUUGUAUGACUCCGACGGAACGGUUGCUCGUUUAUCCGUACAUGGCUAAUGGGAGCGUUGCAUCAUGUUUACGAGAACGUCCGCCUAAUGAGCCGCCGCUCGAUUGGCCGACUAGGAAGCGCAUCGCUCUCGGAUCCGCCCGGGGCUUAUCGUAUUUGCACGACCAUUGUGACCCGAAGAUCAUUCACCGUGACGUCAAAGCUGCGAACAUCUUGCUAGACGAGGAGUUCGAGGCUGUUGUUGGUGAUUUCGGUUUGGCUAAACUUAUGGAUUAUAAGGAUACCCAUGUGACGACUGCUGUACGUGGAACUAUCGGACAUAUAGCUCCGGAGUACCUAUCCACGGGAAAAUCAUCUGAGAAAACCGACGUCUUUGGAUAUGGGAUCAUGCUUCUCGAGCUGAUAACUGGGCAGAGAGCUUUCGAUUUGGCUCGCCUUGCGAAUGACGAUGAUGUCAUGUUGCUCGAUUGGGUCAAGGGACUUCUAAAAGAGAAAAAGCUCGAAAUGCUGGUCGAUCCCGAUCUGCAGAGCAAUUACAUUGAAUCAGAAGUCGAGCAGCUGAUCCAGGUUGCUCUCCUCUGUACGCAGAGCUCCCCUAUGGACCGGCCCAAGAUGUCGGAAGUGGUGAGGAUGCUAGAAGGCGACGGGCUGGCGGAGAAAUGGGAUGAAUGGCAGAAGGUGGAGGUUCAUCGCCAGGAGGUGGAGCUCGCCCCCCACCCUACUUCCGAUUGGAUAGUCGACUCAACGGAAAAUUUACACGCAUUCGAGUUGUCUGGUCCCAGGUGACCUACAUGGAAAAAACAAAGAGAAGAAAGUUGUUAGGCACUUUAAUUUUUUGAGAUGUCACUUUCUUAGGGUUGAGGAAUUAACAAAUUUGAUUUAUGGUAGGGGGUGGGAUUGUGAACUUUGUCUUGUCACAUUUGUGCAUAGAUUGUUCAAUCCGUUUGUAAUCAAUGGCCCUCAUUUGCCUACACAAAAAGAAAGAUAAAUUGACUGGUUGUACUUUUAAUUUUUUAUGCAUGAAAGAUAGAUUGCAUAUCUAAGAAGAAAAA
Messenger RNA from Salvia splendens (bonfire salvia), 2634 nucleotides. Its product is annotated as somatic embryogenesis receptor kinase 2. Gene Ontology annotation, molecular function: protein binding; ATP binding; protein kinase activity. Lineage: Eukaryota; Viridiplantae; Streptophyta; Magnoliopsida; Lamiales; Lamiaceae. The coding region runs from base 488 to 2368 and encodes 626 amino acids. The record is from RefSeq and is a predicted model, not a curated record. The transcript has 11 exons. Gene Ontology annotation, biological process: protein phosphorylation.